AUGAAAACUUGCUCUAUUGAAGGUUGUAAAACAACCAUUAAAGAAGAAGGUAUUAAAAUGCAUGGUAUACCCAAAGGGAAUAUUGAUGAACAAUGGGUCCACCAAAUAAAACAAUUUCAGCCAGAUUUUCAGCCAACAAAAUACAGUGUGAUUUGUAGUAAACAUUUUGUUGAAUCAGCUUAUUUUGAAGGUGGAAUAUAUGGUAAAAAUGUUUUGGACAAAUCUGCACUACCUAUUAUCAAUAAAAAUCUUUUUCUAAGUGAAAACAAUGACGUCGUUGAGGUAUUUCCUGACAAUUUGAGCAAAACAUGCCUCAGUGAUGAUGAGUGUCAGUUGGAUAAACAGGAUACUCAAUGUAUGAUACCAAAACAAAUGGUUUUCAAAGACUCAGACGAAUCAAUAAAUUCUUCCAUUAUAGAUACACCAAUGCCAAUAAAAUCCAG
This is a messenger RNA of Acyrthosiphon pisum (pea aphid), 443 nucleotides long. Its product is annotated as THAP domain-containing protein 1-like. The record is from RefSeq and is a predicted model, not a curated record. The transcript has 4 exons. The annotation marks the transcript as partial. Gene Ontology annotation, molecular function: sequence-specific DNA binding. Lineage: Eukaryota; Metazoa; Arthropoda; Insecta; Hemiptera; Aphididae.